CUCUUCUUCCUCGGGGAGGCGAUCGGGCCCGCCUCCUGGGGCGCCACAGUCGCGUGACCCGCACAAUGGCUAACAGCCAACCUAAGGCAUCCCAGCAACGCCAAGCCAAAGUCAUGACCGCCGCCGCGGGCUCGGCGAGCCGUGUCGCGGUGCCCUUGUUGUUGUGUGCGAUGCUAGCGCCCAGCGGCGGCGCCUACGUGCUAGACGACUCCGACGGGCUGGGCCGGGAGUUCGAUGGCAUCGGCGCAGUCAGCGGCGGCGGGGCAACCUCCCGGCUUCUAAUAAAUUAUCCAGAGCCCUAUCGUUCUGAAAUACUGGAUUAUCUAUUUAAGCCAAACUUUGGUGCCUCUUUGCAUAUUCUAAAAGUGGAGAUAGGUGGUGAUGGACAAACAACAGAUGGCACUGAACCCUCCCACAUGCACUAUGAGCUAGAUGAGAAUUAUUUCCGAGGCUAUGAGUGGUGGCUAAUGAAGGAAGCUAAGAAGAGGAACCCAAAUAUUAUACUUAUGGGGUUACCGUGGUCGUUCCCUGGAUGGCUGGGCAAAGGGUUCAGCUGGCCUUAUGUAAAUCUUCAGCUCACGGCCUACUAUGUUGUAAGAUGGAUUUUGGGCGCCAAGCAUUAUCAUGACCUGGACAUUGAUUAUAUUGGGAUUUGGAAUGAAAGGCCAUUUGAUGCCAACUAUAUAAAGGAAUUAAGAAAAAUGCUGGAUUAUCAAGGUCUCCAGCGAGUGAGAAUCAUAGCAAGUGAUAAUCUCUGGGAGCCCAUUUCUUCUUCCAUGCUGCUUGACCAGGAGCUCUGGAAGGUGGUUGAUGUUAUAGGAGCUCACUAUCCUGGAACCCACACAGUGUGGAACGCAAAGAUGUCUGGGAAGAAGCUUUGGUCGUCUGAAGAUUUUAGCACUGUCAACAGUAAUGUUGGCGCAGGCUGUUGGGGUCGCAUACUGAACCAGAAUUACAUCAAUGGCAAUAUGACCGCCACAAUUGCUUGGAAUUUGGUGGCUAGUUACUAUGAAGAAUUGCCUUAUGGACGAAGUGGAUUGAUGACAGCCCAGGAGCCCUGGAGUGGGCAUUAUGUAGUAGCCUCUCCCAUCUGGGUGUCAGCUCAUACAACUCAGUUUACUCAACCAGGCUGGUAUUACCUGAAGACAGUUGGCCAUCUUGAGAAAGGAGGAAGUUAUGUAGCUCUGACUGAUGGCUUGGGAAACCUCACCAUCAUCAUUGAAACUAUGAGUCGUCAACAUUCUAUGUGUAUACGGCCAUAUCUACCAUAUUACAAUGUCUCACGUCAGCUGGCUACCUUCACUCUCAAGGGAUCUUUGAGUGAAAUACAAGAGCUACAGGUGUGGUAUAGCAAGCUUGGAACACCACUGCAGAGACUUCAUUUUAAACAACUGGAUACUCUAUGGCUCCUUGACAGCAGUAGCAGUUUCACACUGGAACUGGAGGAGGAUGAGAUAUUUACACUCACCACUCUGACCACAGGUCACAAAGGCAGCUACCCUCCCUCUCCCAAGUCGCAGCACUUCCCGACCAACUACAAGGAUGAUUUCAACGUUGAGUACCCAUUCUUUAGCGAAGCUCCGUAUUUUGCUGAUCAGACUGGCGUAUUUGAGUACCACAUGAAUCACGAAGACCUUGAGCAUCGCUUCACACUGCGCCAAGUCCUCAACCAGCGACCUAUUACCUGGGCCUCAGACGCUUCCAGCACAAUCAGUGUUAUAGGCGAUUACCACUGGACUAACAUGACUGUACAGUGUGACGUCUACAUAGAGACCCCUCGGAGCGGCGGUGUAUUCAUUGCUGGAAGAGUGAAUAAAGGUGGUAUCUUGAUUAGAAGUGCUACAGGAGUCUUCUUCUGGAUUUUUGCAAGUGGCUCUUACAGAGUUACAGCUGACCUGGGUGGAUGGAUAACAUACGCUUCAGGACGUGCUGACAUUACAGCUAAACGAUGGUAUACGCUCACCUUAGGCAUUAAGGGUUAUUUCGCCUUCGGCAUGUUGAACGGCAAGAUCCUCUGGAAGAAUGUCCCGGUGAAAUACCCAGAGCACGGCUGGGCUGCGAUCGGGACGCACACCUUCGAGUUUGCGCAGUUUGACAACUUUCACGUGGAAGCUGCUCGCUAGGCCCUCACGGGGCGGGGCGUCGAGACAUGAUUUGGAUUUUCUGUUUUUGAUUUUGGUUCAGGGCCAAUUCUGAUUUUGAUGGAUCUAUAUAUGAGCCUUUGAGGCUAACAAUAAUAGGGGAAAUAGCACAUUUUUGCUGGAUCCUGUGAAAGAUUUAUUUAGAGCUGAUUCCAGAGCGGAUGUAGGUAGUCUUUGGCACUGUCUGUGGUAGCGCUUAAGGCCCACUGUUGGCCAGUCCCACCCUUCAGGAGUGCUCCAGGUGGUUCUGGCCUUGUAGCCGUGUACUAAUACCGAGGUGCUCCCUCCAUGUUGUUUGUAAAUGAUCAUGCAGAUGGCUGGGACCACAGAGGCGUUUUUGUGAGCUCUAAGGAUGUGCUUCCUUAGAAACUGCUGAGCGCUGAAGCAAGUACUUCAGCUUGCGGCCCUCCCUU
Apodemus sylvaticus (European woodmouse) is the source of this 2554-nucleotide messenger RNA. RefSeq names its product galactosylceramidase (gene Galc). Gene Ontology annotation, cellular component: lysosome. The coding region runs from base 66 to 2123 and encodes 685 amino acids. Gene Ontology annotation, molecular function: galactosylceramidase activity. Lineage: Eukaryota; Metazoa; Chordata; Mammalia; Rodentia; Muridae. The transcript has 17 exons. The record is from RefSeq and is a predicted model, not a curated record. Gene Ontology annotation, biological process: galactosylceramide catabolic process.